CAUGACAGUGAGGAAGCAGCUUCAACAACAAACCUACAGUAGCAUCACUCUUUGUUGAAUUGUGGGUGUAUUUUUGACAUAAAGCGAACCUAACUGCGAUAUUGUGGAUCUUUAACAUGUAUUCUCUUAAAACGUUGUGAGAUAUUGUAACUUAUUCUGCUCGGAUACGGCUGAUAAUAAUAAGGAUGGCGAAUGUGGAGGAGAAGCAGGGCAGAAAACAAAGUGAGGAAUUCACAGAUGAGUCUGAGUUAAAUGAAGAUGAAUGCGGUCUAACAACCCAGAGUUUGCAAAUACAACACCUUGAUGAGGAGGACAGCGAGGAGGAGCCCAAGCUGAAGUAUGAGAGGCUCUCCAAUGGGGUGACAGAAAUCCUCCAGAAGGAUGCAGCCAGCUGUAUGACCGUCCAUGACAAGUUUCUUGCCCUAGGUACUCAUUUUGGAAAGGUGUUCCUGCUGGACAUCCAAGGAAACGUAACUCAGAAGUUUGAAAUUAGUUCAGUGAAGAUCAACCAGAUCAGUCUGGAUGAGAGUGGAGAGCAUGUGGGCAUCUGCUCCGAGGAUGGGAAGGUUCAAGUGUUUGGUCUCUAUACAAGAGAGGGCUUCCACGAGAACUUUGACUGUCCCAUCAAAGUGGUGGCGUUACACCCUCAGUUCACCAGAUCAAACUACAAACAGUUUGUCACCGGGGGCAACAAGCUGCAACUGUAUGAAAGAAACUGGCUAAAUCGCUGGAAGACGUCUCUUCUACAUGAAGGCGAGGGCUCCAUCACUAACAUCCAGUGGAGAGGUAACCUCAUCGCCUGGGCCAACAAUGUGGGAGUUAAGAUCUACGAUAUCGGCACAAAGCAGCGGAUCACAAACGUGCUGCGGGACAACGUCAGCCUGAGGCCGGACAUGUACCCCUGCAGCCUGUGCUGGAAGGACAACUGCACUCUCAUUGUGGGCUGGGGCACUUCCAUCAAGAUUUGUGUUGUGAAAGAGCGAAAUCCCACUGAGAUGAGAGAUCUGCCCAGCCGCUAUGUGGAAAUAGUGUCUGCAUUUGAGACGGAGUUCUUCAUCAGUGGCCUGGCCCCGCUGGCUGAUCAGCUCGUCACCCUGUACUUCGUCAAGGAGAACUCUGAUCACAUGGACGAGGAGUUUCGUGCGCGUCCUCGUCUCGACAUCAUCCAGCCUCUCCCUGAGAGCUGCGAGGAGAUCUCUUCAGACGCGCUGACUGUGCGCAACUUCCAAGACAACGAGUGCAGAGACUACCGCCUCGAGCAUUCUGAGGGAGAGUCGCUCUUCUACAUCAUCAGUCCCAAAGACAUCGUCGUGGCCAAGGAGCGAGACCAGGACGACCACAUCGAUUGGCUGCUUGAAAAGAAGAAAUAUGAGGAGGCGCUGAUGGCUGCAGAGAUCAGCUUCAAAAACAUCAAGAGACACGACGUUCAGCAGAUUGGGAUGGGUUACAUCAAUCACUUAGUGGAGAAAGGAGACUAUGACAGCGCUGCGAGGAAGUGCCAAAAGGUUCUUGGAAAAAACAUGGAACUAUGGGAAAAUGAAGUGUACAGGUUCAAAACCAUCGGACAGCUGAAGGCCAUCAGUCAGUAUUUGCCCCGAGGAGAUCUGCGUCUCAGACCGGCCAUCUAUGAAAUGAUCUUGCAUGAAUUUCUCAAAACCGACUAUGAGGGUUUUGCCACACUGAUCCGGGAGUGGCCUGGAGAGCUUUAUAACAACAUGGCCAUUGUUCAGGCUGUCACCGAUCACCUGAAGAGGGACCCCACCAACAGAACCCUGCUCACCACGUUAGCUGAACUCUACACGUACGAUCAGCGGUACGACAGAGCCUUAGAAAUCUACCUGAGACUGAGGCACAAAGACGUCUACCAGCUGAUCCACAAACACAACCUUUUCUCCUCCAUAGAGGACAAGAUCGUACUCCUCAUGGAUUUUGACAAAGAGAAAGCUGUUGACAUGCUUCUGGACAACGAGGACAAGUUAUCGACAGACAGAGUGGUGGAAGAGCUGGCAGACAGGCCUGAGCUUCUGCAUGUGUACCUCCAUAAACUGUUCAAGCGGGACCAUCACAAAGGCCAGAAAUACCACGAGAGACAGAUUGGCCUGUAUGCCGAAUAUGACCGUCCAAAUCUCUUACCGUUCCUGAGGGAUAGCACACACUGCCCGCUUGAAAAGGCUCUGGAGGUUUGUCAGCAGAGGAACUUUGUAGAGGAGACUGUCUUCCUGCUCAGCCGGAUGGGAAACUGCAGACGAGCUCUGCAGAUGAUCAUGGAGGAGCUGGAGGACGUAGACAAGGCCAUAGAGUUCGCCAAAGAGCAGGACGACGCAGAGCUCUGGGAGGAUCUCAUCUCUUACUCCAUUGACAAACCACCGUUCAUCACCGGCCUCCUUAAUAACAUCGGUACUCAUGUGGAUCCCAUCCUGCUCAUCCAUCGCAUUAAGGAGGGCAUGGAGAUCCCAAACCUGCGAGAUUCACUAGUAAAGAUCCUCCAGGACUACAAUCUACAGAUUCUUCUGAGAGAAGGAUGUAAGAAGAUCCUGGUGGCCGACUCCCUCUCGCUGCUCCAGAAGAUGCACCGAACGCAGAUGAGAGGAGUCCGGCUCGACGAGGAGAACAUUUGCGAAUCGUGUCAUGCUACAAUAUUACCGUCAGACAUGGCCAAGCCCUUCAGCGUGGUGGUGUUUCACUGCAGACACAUGUUUCACAAGGAAUGUUUACCGUCUUCAGGAUCAAUUCCUGGGGUGCAGUUUUGUAACAUCUGCAGUGCGAAGAAGCGCGGGCCAGGAAGUGGAAUCCUGGAGAUGAAGAAGUAAACGGGGAUUUAUGCACUCACAAUGUUAUUAUUGAUGCUUUUACCUUCCCCCCGUUGCUUUCCAUCUACUGUCAGUGCAUUGAUCAAUGGAUAUUACCUUCCCACUACUCACUGAACUGUACACUUGCAAAAAUGCAAAACUUAUAUAUUGGAUUGUCUCUGUAUAUUUACAUCUAACAACUAUAAAGUGCUUUACUUGUUCUGCUUGCCACUAAUGUGAUUUGGCGAUGAAAUAUCUGCAACGUCUGAAAAAUAAAAUCACAUAAAAUGUG
Sebastes umbrosus (honeycomb rockfish) is the source of this 3081-nucleotide messenger RNA. RefSeq names its product VPS41 subunit of HOPS complex (gene vps41). Gene Ontology annotation, molecular function: protein binding. Gene Ontology annotation, biological process: macroautophagy; endosomal vesicle fusion; vesicle-mediated transport. Lineage: Eukaryota; Metazoa; Chordata; Actinopteri; Perciformes; Sebastidae. The record is from RefSeq and is a predicted model, not a curated record. Gene Ontology annotation, cellular component: HOPS complex; late endosome. The coding region runs from base 186 to 2810 and encodes 874 amino acids. The transcript has 29 exons.